Molecule: messenger RNA, 399 nt
Organism: Enterobius vermicularis (human pinworm)
Lineage: Eukaryota; Metazoa; Nematoda; Chromadorea; Rhabditida; Oxyuridae
Source: the annotation of a GenBank genome assembly
AUGGCUGUUAGGUUCUCUCCAAAAAACGAUGCAAUAAAAGUCAGUCAAUACCGGGACCAACGGUUCAAGGGGUCAGUUCAAGAGCAGGAAAAACGUUUGCUUAAUUCAUCAACAUUAUACAUCGGAAAUCUUUCUUACUACACCACUGAGGAACAGGUUUAUGAACUUUUUUCUCGCACAGGACAUAUCAGGCGAGUUAUUAUGGGGGUAGAUCGUUUCAAACGGACCCCCUGCGGAUUUUGUUUUGUCGAGUAUUACCUAAGGAAGGAUGCUGAAGAUGCAGUGCGAUGCAUCAAUGGUACCAGAUUGGAUGACAGGAUUAUAAGAACUGACUGGGACGCCGGUUUUGUAGAAGGACGUCAGUUUGGUCGUGGUAAACAUGGUGGACAAGUAAGUUAG